Messenger RNA from Rhinichthys klamathensis goyatoka, 1195 nucleotides. It is a transcript of the gene ccnd2a, whose product is annotated as cyclin D2, a. The coding region runs from base 222 to 1118 and encodes 298 amino acids. Gene Ontology annotation, cellular component: cyclin-dependent protein kinase holoenzyme complex; nucleus; cytoplasm. The record is from RefSeq and is a predicted model, not a curated record. Lineage: Eukaryota; Metazoa; Chordata; Actinopteri; Cypriniformes; Leuciscidae. Gene Ontology annotation, molecular function: cyclin-dependent protein serine/threonine kinase regulator activity. The transcript has 5 exons. Gene Ontology annotation, biological process: regulation of cyclin-dependent protein serine/threonine kinase activity; positive regulation of G1/S transition of mitotic cell cycle; mitotic cell cycle phase transition.
ACAGCCUUACAUCUGCAGACCUCAAAUGUUGCAGCGAGAGGAGCAGAGCAGAGAAAGAGACUAGUGGGGAAAAGUUUGCAAAGGGAUCAGGACUAACCUGGACAGCCUUGUAGACUGAUUUUAUGUGUCCGAAAAGUCCUUUCUCCACUUUUUGAUCUUUCGCAACCAUUAUAUUUUACUGUUGGUAGGCAUAUUCGAGAUCGAAAAGGACUUUAACAAUCAUGGAACUGCUUUGUCUCGAAAUGGACACCAUUAUAAGAGCCCGUCCUGACCCGAAUCUUCUAUAUGAUGACAGGGUACUACAGAGCUUGUUGACCAUCGAAGAGAGGUUUCUUCCCCAGUGUUCUUAUUUUAAAUGCAUUCAGAAAGACAUUCAGCCCUUUAUGCGGAGGAUGGUGGCAACUUGGAUGUUGGAGGUCUGCGAGGAACAGAAAUGCGAGGAAGAAGUUUUUCCACUGGCUAUGAACUACUUGGACCGAUUUUUAGCGGUGGUACCAACAAGAAAAUGUAACUUGCAGUUGCUCGGAGCAGUGUGCAUGUUUCUUGCGUCUAAAUUGAAAGAGACGCGUCCAUUAACUGCAGAGAAGCUGUGCAUCUAUACUGAUAACUCAAUCAGACCGCAGGAACUGCUGGAAUGGGAGCUGGUUGUCCUGGGCAAAUUGAAGUGGAACCUGGCUGCUGUCACUCCCAAUGACUUUAUUGAACACAUUAUGAGGAAACUUCCACUGCCUGAGGAUAAGCUGGACCUGAUCCGUAAACAUGUGCAGACUUUCAUCGCCCUUUGUGCAACAGAUUUCAACUUUGCCAUGUCCCCUCCAUCCAUGAUUGCAACGGGCAGCGUGGCAGCGGCUAUCUGUGGCCUGCAGCUCAACAGCACUAACCGCUCACUGUGGGGAGACAACCUUACAGAGUUGCUCGCCAAGAUCACAAACACAGAAGUUGAUGUGUUAAAGGAAUGCCAGGAGCAGAUUGAGAGAGUGUUGAUGAAUAACCUAAGGGAGGGUCGCCGGCAGCAGCAGAAACAGCAGCAGCAGGAACAGGGUGGCCCGCGCAGCAAAGCACUUGAUGACCAGGACCAGUCCAGCACCCCAACCGAUGUACGAGACAUCAACUUGUGAGCUUGCUGCAGGAAUGCUGUGAUCAGUCUUCAAGAAAAGAAAAAAACAACAAAAAACAAAAAUGACAAAAAAACAAA